CCUCUGUAAGAUCUUCUUCCCUUCCUCCCUAAUCGGAUCUUUUUUCUUCCUCCUCGAUCUGUACUGUUCUGUAUUAAGGUAACUCUGUCUUUCUGUAACCAUUUUUCAACGUCCCUUUUCAUGUCAACCUUUUUAGCAAUCUGAAAAAUAAACCAUUGAAUUGUAAUUACACAUUUACACUACCCCUUUUUAAUCCUAUUCUCAGACCUUCCUUCUUCAAAAUCUUCACUACUCUCUAAAACAACCAAAUGGGUAAAGCAAUUAGGUGGUUGAAAGGUCUAUUCGGCUUAAAAAAAGACAGAAACCAAAAAGAUUGUUCAUUUUCCGGUGACCGGAAAAUCAAGAAUCCGGCUGAUUGGAUGAUCAGAUCUUUGUAUCUUGAGACAGAACAGAGCAAGCAUGCUAUUGCGGUGGCCGCAGCUACUGCGGCGGCGGCUGACGCCGCCGUGGCAGCCGCCCAUGCGGCUGUGGCAGUUGUUAGGUUAACAAGUAGGGGUAGAGGAGGAAUUACAGCUGCUGGAUUUGAGAGAAUGAAUGCUGCUAUCAAGAUUCAAUCAUUUUUCAGGGGAUAUUUGGCUAGAAAAGCAUUGAGAGCAUUGAAGGGAUUAGUGAAGUUACAAGCUAUUGUUAGAGGUUAUUUGGUGAGGAAACAAGCAAAUGCAACUUUACAUAGCAUUGAAUCAUUGUUUAGAGCUCAGGCUAGGUUUCGUGCCCGGAAAUCUCUCGCCGGCGCCGGCGCCGACCACCAUCUUGAAUUCCCACCUCCCCGGAAAUCUACGGAAAGAUUUGGUGAUAUUUCUAAAGUUCAUAGUAGAAGACUCUCUGCCUCGUAUGAGACCAGUUUACAAUCAAUCGAUGAGUGCCCAAAGAUUGUUGAAAUGGAUAACGGUAGGCCCAGGCCCAAUAAGCCAAAAGCCCGACGAAGCGAUCGAUCAUCGUCGAAAGCACUCUCUUCUCCACUUCCACCUUUCUAUGGGUCAGAAGCCCAUUACCAAUAUCAAGAUCUUUAUGAAGCUGAUUCAGGCCCAAUGUGGGAAGAGUGUCGAUCAUCGUCAGCCCAAAGCACUCCUAAGUUGGGCCAAUUUGAUGGGCCUAAAGUGGGAGCAAAGAGUGUUUGCGGGGAGGAGAUUGUUUUCGAGAAACUAAAUGUGUUUCCAAAUUACAUGUCGAACACGCGUUCUUCAAAGGCGAAGUUUAGGUCUAGGAGCGCCCCGAAGCAGAGGCCCGAGUUUGGGCCCAAUAGGAGGGUUUCGUUGGGUGAUAUGAUGGAAUCGAGAGGAAGUUUGAGCGGGCUUAAAAUGGAGAGGUCGUGUUCGCAGGCCCAAGAAGUAAUCAAUUCGAGGUCGAAGUGGUGAAAAUUGAAAAGUUACCAAAUUUGGUAGAAAAAAAUAGGAAGAAGAUUAAAAGGGUUGCAUGUGACUAGAAAAAUGGUGGAAUUGUAUAUUUAUUACUAGUCCAUUUUAAUUAACUCAUUAUCAAUGACUAAGUCGAAUAUGAAGAAUCUCUCAUAAGCAUGUAAAAUUUUAAAUUACAUGUUUUUACUUUCUAUUGCUAUUGUCUAUUGUUGUGUGUUGAAUUUGAGUUUAAAGUAAUUAAAGUACCUUUUCACUAACUCCAUUUGAUAUUUAAUUGUUUUUUUUGUAUGA
This is a messenger RNA of Impatiens glandulifera, 1646 nucleotides long. Its product is annotated as protein IQ-domain 26-like. The record is from RefSeq and is a predicted model, not a curated record. Bases 249 to 1355 code for a protein of 368 amino acids. Gene Ontology annotation, molecular function: protein binding. Lineage: Eukaryota; Viridiplantae; Streptophyta; Magnoliopsida; Ericales; Balsaminaceae. The transcript is spliced from 3 exons.